UGAUAAACUUUUGCAAAGUGAAAACAUCUGUGUAUGGAGCCCGCAAGCCAGGAAAUCCAGUCAAUAACACAGAGCCCGAGUUUCGUCAAAUGCCUGAAGGCAACAGCCAUCUAUGAGGGCGAUCUUUUUGGGAAGGGGCGUUCCAGGAAGGAUCGGGCGGGACCAGCGAGGAACUAUCAAUAAAGCUGCCAGGUCCCGAAACGAGCGAAGGGCGGGGCUUCCUCGCUGCGGACCCGGUUAGAAUGAAGGGGUGUUACUCAUAGGUAAGAGGGAGCAAGAUUAAGCGAGGCUAGAUUCGCAGUCAGGAUGGGCAGGGCCUAGCGGUUACGGCAGCGACCGACACUACCAGGAGCGAGUCAGAUGGAGAGGUUGGCAGAGUUUUGGGAAAGAAAAUGCACUCGAACCACGACAUGGCCCCAAGCCGCACCGCGUCACACCAGGGGCGGGACUUCGUGGCGUAAGAGCGCAGCUGCGUCGAGGGGCGGGGCCGACGCAAAGCAAGAUGGCCGCGAACGUGUUUCCUUUCCGUGAUGCCCGUGCCGCUCCAGACCCAGUACUGGAGGCCGGACCGGUGGCACCCGGAUCGGUGCCGCUCGUACUGGACAAUGGGUCGUUCCAAGUUCGCGCUGGCUGGGCGUGCCCUGGGUCAGACCCGGGUCCCGAGCCGCGUCUGCAGUUCCGCGCCGUGUGCGCUCGCGGCAGGGGCGGAGCGAGGGGCGCGACGGGUCCUCAGGUGGGCAACGCGCUGGGCAGCCUGGAGCCGCUGCGCUGGAUGCUGCGCUCGCCUUUUGACCGCAAUGUGCCGGUCAACCUGGAGCUGCAGGAGCUGUUGCUCGACUACAGUUUCCAGCACCUGGGUGUCUCCUCGCAGGGCUGUGUUGAUCAUCCCAUAGUUUUGACAGAAGCUGUGUGUAAUCCACUAUAUUCACGUCAAAUGAUGUCCGAGCUCCUUUUUGAGUGUUAUGGAAUUCCUAAGGUUGUGUAUGGAAUAGACAGCCUCUUCAGCUUCUACCACAAUAAGCCGAAGAAUGCCAUUUCCAGCGGGCUCAUCAUUUCAUCUGGAUACCAGUGUACACAUAUUUUGCCCAUCCUAGAAGGAAGGCUAGAUGCCAAAAACUGCAAGCGUAUCAAUCUUGGAGGAAGCCAGGCAGCUGGGUACCUCCAGCGACUCCUCCAGCUGAAGUAUCCUGGCCACCUGGCAGCCAUCACGCUCAGCCGCAUGGAGGAGAUCCUGCAUGAGCACAGCUACAUUGCUGAGGACUACGGGGAAGAAUUGCAUAAGUGGCGGUGCCCAGAUUAUUAUGAGAACAAUGUCCACAAGAUGCAGCUCCCGUUUUCCAGCAAGCUUCUGGGCAGCACUCUGACAUCUGAGGAAAAGCAAGAGAGGCGGCUGCAGCAACUGCGGCGGCUGCAGGAGCUCAAUGCCCGGCGGCGGGAGGAGAAGCUGCAGCUGGAUCAGGAGCGGCUGGACCGACUGCUCUAUGUGCAGGAGCUCCUGGAGGAUGGCCAGAUGGAUCAGUUUCACAAAGCUCUGAUAGAGCUGAACAUGGACUCCCCAGAAGAGCUGCAGUCCUACAUACAAAAGCUCAGUUUGGCAGUGGAGCAGGCAAAGCAGAAAACCCUUCAGGCUGAAGUCAACCUUGAAGUGGACGUGGUGGACACUAAGCCAGAGACCCCUGACCUGGAGCAGCUAGAGCCGUCUCUGGAAGACGUGGAAAGCAUGAAUGAUUUUGAGCCCUUGUUUUCAGAGGAAGCACCUGAAGUAGAGAAGCCCAUCACCACUGUCCAGCCCGUGUUUAACUUGGCAGCAUAUCAUCAGCUGUUUGUUGGGACAGAAAGAAUUCGAGCCCCAGAAAUCAUUUUCCAGCCAUCUCUCAUAGGAGAGGAACAGGCGGGGAUAGCGGAGACUCUUCAAUACAUUCUGGACAGGUACUCAAAAGAUACUCAGGAGAGGCUGGUCCAGAACAUUUUUCUCACUGGUGGGAACGUGAUGUAUCCUGGGAUGAAAGCUCGAAUUGAGAAGGAGCUGCUGGAGAUGAGGCCCUUCCAGUCUUCCUUCCAGGUUCAGCUUGCCUCGAACCCUGUGCUGGAUGCCUGGUAUGGUGCUCGUGACUGGGCUUUGGACCACCUGGAUGAUGCUGAAGCCUGGGUCACCAGGAAAGAAUAUGAGGAAAAGGGAGGAGAGUACUUCAAGGAGCAUUGUGCCUCGAACAUCUGUGUCCCCAUCCGCCUGCCCAAGCAGGCCUCACGCGCUUCAGAAGCCCCAGCAUCUAGCAAAGGCUCAGGGGCCAGUGGAAGCGGCACUGGGGAGGCCUAGCAGACGCCCUGCAGAGAGUAGCCCUGCACACACUGCCCUUGGGCCACCUCAGCAUCGUGGUGGGACAGCGACUCUGCUGGGUGUAUCCAGCACAGGUGGUCACAUGUGGCUACAAGGUAGACUUCUCCAAGGGAAAACAGAAAGAGGCAUUACUGUAAAAAGGACUUGGAGUGGCCUUCUGCUGUCUGUGGAACUAACUGUACAUGAGCUAUGGCUUUAGUUUCAGGAAGACAGGUGGAAGCCAGAGGUGUACAGAAGGCACAGGACUUACUCUUACUGGGUUACAAAAUCUUUUGCUUUAAAAACUUGAGAAAGUUAUUGUUGUAGUUAUUUUAUUCUUCUGAAUUUAUUCAGAAAUUGUGUGAAUGCCCAGCAGUGGGAGGCAUUUCUUGUAUAUAAGUCAUUUUUAUGCCAUAGAGGCAACCACUUCUCCCUUCUAGUGGUUCCCCUUACCAGAAAGAGGAAGGAAGGGAAGAAGCCCAGGAAAGCCAGCAGCUUACAGUCGCUUUGCUGUGUGCAGACUGCCUGAUGCCUUCUUCAGAACAGGCAGAGACGACGAGGUCAUGGUCCAGCUUUGGUUCACACCUCUUUAUUUGCUGGAAACUUUUCCAUGUGCUUAUUUCUGCCUCUGUGAAUUUGGUGGCUUCUUAACUUUUUCAGGCAUUUCUGAAGAAUGAAGUAGGCUGAAGGUUAGCUCUGUAGCCUUUGCAGUUUGUGCAUUAUCUCACAUUUUCCAUCCCCUGAUGGCUGCCUCUUAAAUGGACAAAUCACCCGUCUUUUUGUGGUUUUUUUUUAAACAGAGAUUGCUUGGUAAGAAUUUUAAGUGUCAAACACACAGGAAUUGAGCCCAGGAGGCUCCUGAACAGCAGACCCUGUCAUAGAAUCUGUGCAUUUAGACUCCAGGAACAUCUAGCACCUUGUCGCAUGGUGCAGGCAUGGGCUGGGCCAGAGCUCAAAGCCACAUGUGGAGAGUGCUGAGGACUGCAGGGAGUAUGACCUUUGUAGAUUUUGGACUUUGGUCUCCAAAACUGAGAAAAUAAAAGUUUUAAAUACCGA
Molecule: messenger RNA, 3373 nt
Organism: Cavia porcellus (domestic guinea pig)
Lineage: Eukaryota; Metazoa; Chordata; Mammalia; Rodentia; Caviidae
Gene: Actr5
Product: actin related protein 5
Exons: 9
Coding region: 503-2317 (604 amino acids)
Biological process (GO): regulation of DNA-templated transcription
Cellular component (GO): Ino80 complex; cytoplasm
Source: RefSeq, a predicted model, not a curated record